Diaporthe amygdali is the source of this 1899-nucleotide messenger RNA. Its product is annotated as kelch domain-containing protein. The record is from RefSeq and is a predicted model, not a curated record. The transcript has a single exon. Gene Ontology annotation, molecular function: protein binding. Bases 1 to 1899 code for a protein of 632 amino acids. NCBI's taxonomy places the organism in Eukaryota, Fungi, Ascomycota, Sordariomycetes, Diaporthales, Diaporthaceae.
AUGGAGACAUUCGGAUCUCUCAAACGUCGGACCACCGACCUCAUGUCCCAGGCUCAGGGCCAAGUGGGCAAUAUUCCCAGGCCAAACCUGCCAAAUCUGCCGAGCAUGCCCAACAUGCCCAGCAUGCCAGCCAACUUUCCCAACUUGUCCGACCUCUCUUCCAGACUCCCCAAGAUGCCAGCCUUCGCCACGGGGGCUGCCCACACGGGAUUGCCUACCCAGAAGGCCACUUGGGAGCGAAUCGAUGUCCCUCCCAUGCCGCGAUCCUCCCACUCGAUCAAUGUCAUCGCCGGCAGCGCCUACAUCUUCGGCGGCGAGAUACGACCCCGCGAGCCUGUCGACAACGACAUGCACGUUAUUACCCUACCCUUUAGCAGCGCAGGCGCCGACUACUACGCCGUCAAGGCCAAGGCCGUGCCCAAGUCCGAAAUCCCGCAAGUUCCAACUGUCAUUGCCCCAAGCGAGGACGGCAACGACGACACGAGCAAAGAAAAGGACCUGUCCGAAGUGCCACUCAGCACCCCAGCCGAGGAGAAAGCGGAUGUCGUGACAGGCUCCGAGAACAUCAACGACGGCCCAGACCCUAGUAGCUCUAAGGGCAAGGAACCGGCCCACGCGGACUUCGACCGCUCGACCCUGGGCGACGUGCCCUCCCCGCGCGUGGGACAUGCCACAGCCGUCAUCGGGAACCGCAUUUUCCUGUUCGGCGGGCGUGGCGGGCCUGAGAUGGCGCCAUUGGAGGAGCACGGCCGCGUCUGGGUGUUUGACACCAAGACGCACCUGUGGAGCUACCUCGACCCCCUCCUCCCCGCCGCGGGGCCCAUAUCCCCUGCCUUCGCCGACAAGAGGCACCACUACCCCGCGGCAAGAAGCUAUCACUCGGCCGUGGGCAUCGACCAGCCGCGGGACUUCAACACGCGGGACACGAAGACCGCCACGUGGGCCGAGUGGGCACAAGGCGACUCCAACGUCGUGGGCACCCCACAGAGGCCAAUUGUCGGCAACGUCGCGAACAACAGCCGUGACGAGGACGACGACGGGUACGGGACGCUGAUCGUGCACGGCGGGUGCUUUGUCGAGGGCAGGGCCAACGACACCUGGGCCUUCGACGUGCGCUCGCGGGUGUGGCAGGAGCUGCCCUCUGCGCCGGGGAAGCCGCGCGGCGGGACGAGCCUCGGCGUCGCGGGCAGCCGGCUGUGGAGGUUCGGCGGCUUCAACGGCGAGGGCGAGGAGGGCGGCCAGCUCGACUACCUCGAGCUCGGCGUGGACUCGUUCGAGAACGUCAGCAGCGAGGCCGACGUCGUGCUCAGCGCCAGGGGCCAGUGGAAGAGCGUCUUCCCGGAGCUCGCGGACAGCCCCGCCGCGCCCCUGGUGGCGGCCGCCGAGGCCGAGGCCGCCGGCGAGGACGAGGCGGCUGUGCCUCUCAAGGCUGAGGCCGACCCGCGCUGGCCCGGCAACCGCAGCGUCGCCGGCAUGCAGACCGUGACGAUCGGCGGGGCCGGCGGCAGGGAGUACCUGAUUCUGAUGCUCGGCGAGCGAGACCCGAGCGAUGCCGGCCACGAGGCGGCGGGCAAGUUCUGGGAUGAUAUCUGGGCGUACGAGCUCCCCAAGGCCACCGCCGCGUCGUCCGUCAUGGGCAUAUUCAACAGGGGCAGGAGCGGCAGCAAGGGCCAGGAGAGGCCUGUCGAGGGCAAGUGGUUCCGCGUCGAAACCGAGGCAUACGACGACGAGGACGAUGCCGCAGCUCAGGGCCCCGGACCAAGGGGCUGGUUCGCCACAGCUCACAUGGGCGAGCUUGAGGAGAGAGGCAUUGUUAUCUGGGGUGGUUUGGACGGUGCGAAUAAGAGGUUGGGAGACGGCUGGAUUCUGAGGCUUGGUGCAGAGAAGAGGGAACCUUGA